GUACGCUUUUAUGGUUGCUGUAACUUUAUUAAGAACAUAGCUUAGGUCCGGUUGCGAUUGCAGUAAAAUUGGUUCAGUUGUCAAUACAGUAUAUAUAAAGUACAACCAGCGGUUCCUUUAUAAUGAUAUUCAUGCAUGAAAGGCUGAAAGGCGCAUAACGGCAUAAGGCUACCUACGAGGUCUUCUACAUGGCCCGCAUUUAACUCGAUUGCUCCUGCAUAACACGCCACGCUUUUCAUGGAGUCUAGUGGACGCAACUGUUCUGGCGUUUCAUUAGAUGAGCAGCGAGCGCAGUUCACUGGAGAUGUCCGCAGCGCCUUUUGCAUCCUGCGUGGGCGUGGAAUGGAUGCCAACCAAGCAGUUGCUCUGGCUCUUAAGGUUGCGGCUGGUGUAGCCGAGCUGCCCCCAACGCCCGAAGAGCUGGCUCGGCAGCUUCGACAAGACUCGAGUGCUCCCCUGGGUCAGCUCUGUUCCCAAGUUGCGCGCUUCUUCGCCAACGGAGACUGCCUGCAGGCAGCGUUCUGGCCGCGGGAGAUGGCAGCACCUGCUCCAGCACCCGGCACCUCUCCGCCCGCCUCCUCCUCGUCCCCAGCUGCAACCCAGGUGCCGUGCGAUGGCAGCAGUGCCCGCAGCAAUAGCACCAAUGCUUGCUGUACUUCCAACACCGCUGCGGCCUGCAGCAGCAGUACCAGCAGCUCCUCUGCAGCAGCAGCCCACGGUAAUCCUGCCAACUCAACCACCAUUAACACCACCGCCACAGCUAGCAACGGCCCCAGCACCGGCAGCAGUUGUAACAGUAGCAAGAGUAGUAGCAAAUCGGGGACCUGUUUCCAAGCGUGUCCGCUUGAUUUCAAGGCUAUUGCAGCGUUGUACGAUAGUGUUCUAGGCUGUUGUGGCAGCAGCGGUAACGGAGCCGAAGCAAGUGCAGGCAACGGCGGUGGUGACGGCACCGGUUGCACUGCAAGCGGUGCCGUACAAACCAGUACGGCCACCGCCACGGCAGCGGGCGCUAGCAAUGAAGACCUAGCCCCAUCCUCACCUCCGUCCUCUUCCUCCUCCGAUGUAAGCUACAGCGACACAAGCCAGGGCGCCAGCCCAAGCAACACUGCUGCUGUUGCUCCUAGCAAUGCAGCCGGCAGCGUUGCGGAGCUGUCGCCGCCGCAGCGACCCGCGGGUCACCUCAACGCGCUCAUUAGCGCUCUUUCUGCCGGCGUGGAGGGGCUGCUUGUGGGGCUGUCGAACCUGCCGUACAGCGUCAAUCCCGGGCUAGCCCGGCAGCUGGGGGUGCUGCUGGCGAAUCCGCUGCUGGACCGGGGGGAACACCACGACCUGCUGGGUGCGCUGGUGGGCUUCAUCGGCGCGCUGUCGGCCCCGCAGCGGCGCUCUCUGAGGGAGCUGUUCGCCACCUACCCGGCGGAGGAGCUGCGCAGGCUGCUGUCGCGGUUGCACAGCUUCAUCAGCCUCACCCUCUUCCGCAUGCAGUCCAUCACCCGGGGUGUCGAGGACGCCACGCGGCUUGUAGCCCUCAUCCACGAAGCCAACGAGGAGGCAGGCAAGCGGGCAGCAGCAGCGGCGGCGGAGGCCGCCGCUGCCGCCGGCACAGCACUGCUGGUCCCUCCCUCCUCCUCAACAGCAACCGCAGCUGCCUCCUCUUCUGAAGCCUUCUUGCUAGGGCUCCCUGCAAGUUACGGAGCGUACGGCAACGGUGGUUUCGGUUUUGGAGCCGCUGGACUUGGGUUUGGCGGCGGCAGCGGUGGCAGCAGUGCUUGUCGAGCCGGCGGGGCCGCGGGCUGGCGUCCGUUGGAGCCGGCUGCGUUUUACAACGACGCGAUCAACCACGAGGACUUUAACUUGAAGGAGGAUUUCCGCAAGUGGAAGCAUCCGCACAAGUACGACUUUUGCUUCUGCAAGUUCCCUUUCAUGUACGACCCGGGAUCCAAGGCGCGCAUCCUGCAGAUGGAAAACCAGAUGAGCCAGGUCAACGAGCUGCACUCCGCGCUCUUCCGCGGGCUGUUCGGCGGCGGCAGUCCGCUGUCGGGCCUUAUGCCCGACGUGUGUCCCUUCCUGGUGCUGCGUGUACGGCGGGGGCCGUACCUGGUGCAGGACACACUCAUUCAGAUCCACCGAGCCAAGGAAACCGACUCGCUGAAGAAACCCCUCAAGGUCAAGUUCAUAGGCGAGGAGGGAGUGGACGAGGGCGGGGUGGCCAAGGAGUUCUUCCAACUGCUUGUACGGCAGCUCUUCAACCCGGAUUACGGCAUGUUUACGGCAGACCCCACCUCCCACCUGCACUGGUUCCGGCCUUCACGACUGGAAAUGGAGCUUGAAUUUGAGCUGGUUGGCAUCCUCAUUGGCCUAGCCAUCUACAACAGCCACAUCCUGGAGUUCCAGUUCCCCUCCGUCCUCUACAAGAAGCUCAUGGGGGCUACGGUGGGCUCGGUGGGGGGUCCGGGUAGUGCAGCGGACACCGCGGGGGUGGCGGGACUGGCGGCGGCGGCGGCGGCUGGCGUCAGCAGCGGCGGUGGCGGCGCGGCGGGUGAGGGUGCUGACGAGGGCGCUGGAGCUGAGCCGCGGCAGGCGGCGGUGGCAGCAGCUAGGGUUGACGUGCCGAGGAGGGGCAGCAGCAACAGCGGCGAAGGCGACGGAGUCGCCAGUGUAUUUGGAGGCAUGGAAGGCAGUGGCGGUAGUUAUAAUGGUGCCGGCGGCGGAAUUGUACGACAGUUUGGUGAGGCGGGAAUUGGUGGUGGCGGUGGCGGCGAAGGCGACGGGAGCGGCGGCGCCGACGGCGGCGGAAGCAGCGGGCUAGUGCUGGGACUGGAGGACCUGCGUGAGCUGGCUCCCGAGGUGUCCUCCUCGAUGGCGCAGCUGCUGCUGAUGCCGCCCGACCUGGUGGAGCAGCUGGGGCUGGUGUUCCAGGUGGACAUGGAGAUGGGUUUCGGCGAGGUGGAGGCGGUGGAGCUGGUGCCGGGGGGCGGCGAGCUGCCCGUUACGGCAGCCAACCGCCGCCUCUACGUGGAUCUGUAUGUACGGCACCUGCUGCAGGACUCCAUCGCGCCCCAGUUCUCUCCCUUCCGCCGCGGCUUCCUGCGCCUGUGCUCCGGCUCCGCGCUGAGCUGGUUCUCCCCGGCGGAGCUGGAGCUGCUGGUGUGCGGCAGCCGGCAGCUGAGGCUGGAGGAGCUGGAGGGGGCCACGCAGUACGACGACGGAUACACGCGCGACUCGGAGCCCGUGCGGUGGUUCUGGGAGGUGGCACACGCGCUGCCGCCCGCCUCCCAGAAGCGGCUGCUGUUCUUCGUGACGGGGUCGGACAGGGUGCCCAUCAAGGGUCUGGCGCACCUGAACCCCCCCUUCGUCAUCUCCCGCCAGGCCAUCCGCAUGUCCCAACUUGCAGCGACGCCGGCAUGUCAAAGAAACACGUGGACGCCAUGCCAGACGUCGCACCGGCGUCGUUCUCCAACAACCGUUAUCAUGGUGGAUAUACUUCUCCUUUUCCAUUGCUGUUCCUUGUUCUGUGAGGAGCUUCUUUUGGCUCCUGUUGUACAGGCGCUGUGAAGUGGCGCACAUUGUUUGGUGAAUGUAGGGCGACUCCUGGCAUGGGCGUGCUGUGAUGCACCACCCCAUGCACCCAGGGAAGCAUGCAUGUGUGGGGAUUGAGCUUGCGGUGUACGGCAGCUCGUGUUAUGAGAAAUGACGGGUGGUCUCGUUUGUGGUGUUGUUUGCUUCCGAAACGUGUGCGAAACGAAAAGAGAACGUGCACCUAGCGUUGGCGUACGGUAUUCUAUUGCAGGCGGUAGAAGCUGUAUACGGGGUAUCCGGUACCGGGCAAGCACGCCUUUGUCGCUGUUUGAGCUACCUGCCAUGUGAGAGUUGUGGGAUGCGCCUUGUUUGUUCGUACGGUUCUGCUCCUUUUGGUGUUCUGCUCUGUACGGCAGGAUUAUGUUGAACUCCUACCAGAGGUAUCGUGUGAACCCAAUUGGAUCUCUUGCUUGCUGACUUGUUGUACGGUGAUGAUGGCUAGAGUACCCGACGAUUUGCUUUGUGUGCGGACUUGUGCGGAGGAGAAAGGCCGGGGACGGAGUACCGCAACCCCUGCAAGGCGGAAGGGGUGCGAACCGCUGCUGCAUGCGUACCGCUGCACGGAAUGGAAUCCCGCCUGAAUCCGGCGCGUUUAAAAGGGGCACGGGAGAGGGGUGCGGCUGAUGGGCGGAUGCAGCUGCAACCGGACCCACUCAGGACAAGAGAUCAGCGCCGUGGGUCGAGAGGUCGGGCGUCUGCGACCUAAGUGAGUCAAGGUAGCCCCAAGAGUGUGGGCUGGGGCAGCUGUGCUGUUUGGGAAUGGUAAAUGAACGGUUUUAAGAGGUAAGCCUUCCUUCCUCCUGAACCACAGUGUGUUGUGCAUUAAGUACGAGAGGCCCAAACUCCCUUGACGGACGACGUUUCGCGGCAAAAACAGUUGGGCAGUUACGUUUCACGACCCUCAACGUUGUCGCGCAGCUUGCAAUUGCCAGGACACACGACUUUUUCGCAACGCUGACUAUGGUUAUGUUAGCACCCUUACCCAU
Molecule: messenger RNA, 4562 nt
Organism: Astrephomene gubernaculifera
Lineage: Eukaryota; Viridiplantae; Chlorophyta; Chlorophyceae; Chlamydomonadales; Astrephomenaceae
Source: the annotation of a GenBank genome assembly